Oryza sativa Japonica Group (Japanese rice) is the source of this 1088-nucleotide messenger RNA. RefSeq lists its product as uncharacterized. The record is from RefSeq and is a predicted model, not a curated record. Lineage: Eukaryota; Viridiplantae; Streptophyta; Magnoliopsida; Poales; Poaceae.
UGAGGCCAUGAGGGCAGGGUGGGUCAGCCGCGGCCAGUACCUACCACGCGAGAGCUUUAGACACACGCAGACGCGUACACGCGAGGCGGCGGUCCAUGUUCGCGGCGGCGCGGCGGGGUGGUUCGUCUGCGAGAUCAGUACAAUCUCCUUCACUCCUGCGAUCCGAUCGCAAGACGCGAUCGGAUGUGGAUAUAAUUUGACAGGGAUUCAGAGAAUUAAGAUGAAUGGUGCUUUAUGGAUUCCUAUUCUGCCCCCUCCAGUUGUUGAUGCUCGUUAUCAGGGACUGUGCCUACAGUGUGGCCGCCGCAUUAAGGGCCGAUCUAACCUCUGUUCCAUUUCCUGCAGACUAUUGCGGGUGCAUACCGGAGCUAGGCGAGGUAUGGCUCAAAACCUGGUGGAAUUUUCAGAGUCUGUUGGACAGCCGAUCCAUCAGCUGGAUCAGCUCUGUGGGCAAUGCCUCCGGUCCUUUUGUGGUGUUUCCUGUCCGAACCAUCUGGUCCACCCACACCCCCAGGGUAAUCAUGCUGCAGGACCUGAUAUAAUUACUAUUGAGCGUUUGAAUGGCUGGUUGGUCAUAGACCAAGAACAGCUCCCAGUGGAAUUUGGCCAAGAUAUUCAUGUAAUGGUUGGAGAGGACGGGCGUCACAUGCUUCCUAUUAAGCGCCUCCCCGCUGAGCAUGGAGAUGGGCAUGAUGGAUUAGUAGAGCCAGAUUGGAAUCUUUGUGCUCGUGCAGGGUGUAAUGAGAUGUUCAAUGGAAAUGCUGUGUGUUGCUGCAUGAGGUGCUUCCAUUUACUUUCUGCAUAAGUAACAAGCAAGUUAGGAGAUGAACAAGACGAAGGUUGGCUGUAUUCUGGAACAAGAUGGACUUAACACAGCUAGUGGAGGUCUUGAUACUUUGAUGCCGUGGGUGUGUCCUUUUUUCUUGUUUUCUAGCUGACAUGUCUAUCAAGAAUAGUUCAUGUCGAAACUAGAUUUCGGCAAUAAUAAAAGGGGGUGGCUAUCAAGCUGGAGAAGUGUAUGGGUUUGGAGACAAAGGAUUUAUACAGGUUCAGGCCUUCUUAUUCAAGAAGUAAUACCCUAUUCCUGU